Messenger RNA from Anopheles funestus (African malaria mosquito), 3131 nucleotides. Its product is annotated as paramyosin-like. The record is from RefSeq and is a predicted model, not a curated record. The transcript is spliced from 4 exons. NCBI's taxonomy places the organism in Eukaryota, Metazoa, Arthropoda, Insecta, Diptera, Culicidae. Bases 820 to 1473 code for a protein of 217 amino acids.
GAAACACAUUUUAAAGUAAUGCGUGAAUGAAUUUUUUGUUAAGCACAGUAAAGAAGCUGGCAAACGUAUUAAAAACAAUACACGAAGGCCUAUCUACUGAAUGACCAGAGUUAAAUAUUAUUGUCUGACAAUAGCUGGUUUAAAUAAUUUGUGAAGUAAAUGUAUAAUUCAAGAUAAAAGUGAUUGCAAAACCACACAAACGAAAGCUUAUUAAUCGUGGUGGAAAAACAUGUGUAGCAGAAUGUUGAAAUUGCUCCACAUGUUCGACACCUAUGUUUUGUGAAAUGUUUCAACUCUCAGUUCGUCUAUCUGUCCCUAGGUGGCGCUCUACUGAAACGCAGUGAAAUAACCCCUAAUGGGUUUGAUGCCUUUGAAAUCGUACUAAUAUUUUUAACACAGUGUGGUAUGCUGUUGAAGUCAAACGAAAUAUCUGUUUUAUUAACACCUGAACAUAAACAAUUACGGCAAGAAAAAAAAGUUCAUGCAUGACUUUUACAUUUAUGUUCAAUAGAAAGAAACCCAAGGACCAAUAAAAUAUAAUCCUGCUCUUUUAAAUUGUUUAUAAACCAACCCCUACAAAAAACAUCCAAGACGCUUGAUAAUUCACAACCAGUUAAAACCCUGCAUUCGUAGAAAAAAAACAUCAUACUCAAAUGUGCAUACACUGACAAUAGAAUGUAUGCCAUGCCCUGAAUCAAAAUAAUCUUAUCAAUAAAUCUUAUGCUCAGAGCCGAUAUUUUGAUAAACGCUUAAAGCGUACAAACACGUUUGUGAAAUUGCUAUUCGCUAGUGAUAGAAACAGUUCACUGGUGACUAGUCAUGGACAAGUACGAGGAGAACAUUUUACGGUUAAACAAAAAAAUUCGUGAUUUAAAUACUCAACUAGACACUUUGGAUACAAAGAAUCGUAAGCUGCAACAAGAGAACUGUGUGCUCGUGGAGGAUGUUGCUAACUUCCGGGUACAGUAUGCGCUAGCCGAGGAGGGACGUCUGCGAUGCAAGACGGUACUAGAAAAGGAAAUCACUCGAAAUGCUGAGCAGUACGAAGCGCAUGUCUUGCUCAAAAAACGUUACAACGAUCUUAUUCAUGAAUAUGUUGCGCAAAACCAGAAGCUGAAAGCCUACGAGCAAAGCGCUAAGGAAGCGAAACAAUCACGAGCGAAAAGGAAACAAGUUCCAGUGGAAAUUAUUGGAAACCUCUCUGACAUUGGCAAGCCUAAAGCCAUGGCCGACAAAGUAACGUCUCUCGAACACCGGUGCAGUGUUUUGGAAAAGGAACUUUACAAAGCCUUUGCCACAAUUGAUGAUUUAGAAUUCGAGCUUGAAUCGAUCGAUCAUCUUGAAGCAACCAAUGAACGGUUGGAGCGCCAGGUCAAAAAUUUGAAAGCUCAGUUGGAUCUCUGCCAUUGUGAGCCAAUGACACCUGAUAGUGCUAACAGUGUGCCCUCAUCCUUGAAUCAAGCUACAUUGUAAGCAGCUUCACUUAAAUAUACCGUCUUAGGGCGUACAACUCAAUGCUCAGCUUGGGUUUUAUAUCACUAAUCAAAAUUUAUUGUAUUUCUGUUUCUACUAAAAGCUAUCCAUUUGAGAGUGUACAACCCUCCCAACAAAGCCCAACCGAAGAAGGAUCUGAGGUAAGCGAAGGCCCCUCCUUUGAUACCGAUUGAAAACUAAAUCCAUUCGCCAAUUCGGCUCCAGCGGGGCCCAGAUUCUACGCCCAUACGGGUCCGACCACGGACAUUUUACAAUGCCUACGGCAAUCACAAUCGCGCUCGAGAAGGACAUCUAAAAUAUGGCCCCGAUCAAUUCAUUAACUAUCUUCGAACGGUCAACCGCCAGGCUGGCUUCGUCUCCGUAGGCUAUGCUGAACUCAUUUGCUUGCAAUUCUUCCCGGCCAAUUUUCUUAGACCAUAUUUCGGCGUACAUUGCCAUAUUUCGGCAAUCCGACAUCCUUGUCGUUUCGCUCACCCGCGAUCCCGUGAAGGUAUACGCCAAUCUACCGGCGCUUUAUCGGCACUUAAACGAAUUGUUCCAAUUUUGAACUGCGAACUAUAAUGCACGAAUAAAAAAAACCCAAAGUUCCUUACCCACAGCCACGCAGGUCGCCACGGGUGUCCACCGCUGAACACCCCGUUAGUGAGAGCUUUUCAAGGCUGAACGCAACUGAAGAAAUGUUCGACAAGGCAAAGAAAGGGGUCGCAAAAAUGGAGGCUGUUUUAAAAAACGAACGAAACCGUCCAAGUCUACGUGCCUGUCUUGUCGGUCUUUCGUAUCAAAUGAAAAAAAAAUAUUUAAAAAGCCACGUCGGCACAAUCUUGUACUGACAGAUAGGUGCUCCCGGAGAGUAAAUAGUUCGCGAAAUGACUUCGCCACCGAGGUCGCCAUAGCGAUCAUACUUCAGGACCACGUUACGGUAGACGCAAACAGUAACACAAUCGCGGACAUUCGUUCGAGUCUACGCACAACUAUUUUAUGGAUGGCAAAGUUAAUAGACCUCGAUUGCAUUGCACUAAACAGACAGAUUGAGUAAUUUUAUUACAUUAUUUAGUUAAGUAGAAUAAUGUUUAUGCAUAAAAACAAAAUCAACAAUAAUGAAAAUAUAACAACACUAAUGGAUAACUCCAUUCCAUAAACUUUUCAAACCACCUUUUCAUUUGCUGAUAUAUUUCGCGAGACAGGUAAAUGAACCAAUUACUAGGAGCUCACCAAUAAUCAUUCAACAUCGGCAUGCUUUCGCUCGCACUACGUUCUCUCCAGGCUGUUACUGGCUGCAUGUGGGUGACUGGUGACCUCUUUCACAAACUGCGCCUCGCAUAUGCCCGCGAGGGUACCUCAACAACAAAGCUGAUCGAAUCUGGUAGAUUACAGCUCCAUUUUUCACGGUCGAGGACUCGUUCGAAUAUCGUGCUGGUGUUGCUGUUACAUCAUUCGACCACCGAUGUUGAAGCGAAAUGGUAUACUAGCAAUAUGCCAUUUGUCCUCUAUGUUUGGCGUUUCGCAUGUUCGUUGUUAUUUUUUUUUGGAGUAAAUCUAAAUUUAAUUAUUGCAAAAAUAGAUUCCUUGAUAAACUGUAGGAAUUGGAAAUGACUAUAUUAAUAAAGCAUUACAAUUUUACUUGCUCUGGUGCGAUU